Molecule: messenger RNA, 1696 nt
Organism: Hydractinia symbiolongicarpus
Lineage: Eukaryota; Metazoa; Cnidaria; Hydrozoa; Anthoathecata; Hydractiniidae
Product: transmembrane protein 41A-like
Source: RefSeq, a predicted model, not a curated record
AACGUUGAAUGCAACUCCAUAAAAAUUGGCAAAAGAUCAGAAAAUCUAAUAUCAGAUUAAUGUCAUGUCUGUUUGCAACACAGUCAUCUUUUUGUGCUUUGCAAAAUUGUUUAGAAAUUAUAAACUUGUAUAUUGAAUAAUUCUCUGUUUUUAGAAUAUGAAAGUAUUUUAUUCUUUGUAUAUGUGAUUAUGCUGAGUGUUGACAAGUAUAUUCAUAUAUAAAUUUAUGUUACUACAAAAAAGUGUAAAAAUUUUUACGCCAAACACGAAAUACGAGUCUUUUUGGAUAAAAUAUUUUCGAACAUUAUUUACCCUAAUAUUUGGUGAAUUUUGAAUAUUGUGAUCAUGAAUUUUAUGAAACAAGGAAAAAUUAAGCAAAUUAUCCUAAGCUGUAUUUUGAAAAACAAUUUUUAAGAAAUUUUUAUUAAUUUUAGGUCAUUUCUAAAAUUUAAAUUUUUAAAAAAAAUGAACGUCAAUGUUUUUGGACGAUAUUUCUUUUGUUCGGAAUUUCAAAUCUGCAUUGUAUAUAUAGUUCACUAUUUUUUAAACAAUUUUAUUGUAUACCAAUUUCACAAUUUCAGAAUUUUGUAAAGUAUGAAACCUCUGGCUUCAUUGGUUGGGCUGAUCUUGUCAUUUUUGUUUGGAACAUUAACUUUAUAUUUUGUGUCAACAUUUCUACCAAGUUCGAAUGGGAAGUAUGUGUUGUCGUUUCCAAGCAAUCUAGAGAACGUGAAAAGUUUGGUUGAGUUUUUUAAAGAUUACAAGAAGGAACACCAGUCAGCUGUCGUGCUGAUGUUUUGUACUGCUUAUCUUUAUAAACAAACGUUUGCAAUACUUGGGUCUGUUUUCAAGAAUCUGUUAGCUGGUGCGUUGUUUGGACUUGAAAAAUCAGUUGUAAUUACGUGUUUGCUUACUGCCUGUGGUGCGUCGUUGUGUUUCAUGUUAUCCAAAUGUUGAAGAAGUAUUAUGAUAUAUUAUUUUCCAGACCGAAUUAAAACAUUAGAGGAGAAGGUUCAUAGCAGUGAAGACGGUUUAUUCUUCUUCUUGCUUUCUUUGCGAUUGUUUCCAAUGUCUCCCAAUUGGUUUCUCAACAUGGCCUCACCUAUUUUGGGAAUUCCGAUGACAUAUUUUUUCCCAUCAGUAUGCAUAGGUUUGAUGCCAUACAAUUUCAUUUGUUGUCAAACGGGUUGCAUUUUGUCUGAAGUAACAUCUCUUAAUGACACAAAUGUCAUGCUCAAAAUGAGCCUUGUUGCUGCCUGCGCUGCAUUACCUGGUGUUGUUGCCAAAAUGUACAAGGAAAAAGCGAAGCGACAAUAGACAUAAAUAAGAUGUUGAAAAUAGAUAAUGUUAAAAAUAAAUAUUAUUAGGAAAUAAAAACUUUAUAAAAAAAAGAUUAUGUACAGAUUUACAUACAAUUUUGUUUUAUCUGCGUUAAUUAAUUUUUGUUUGCCGAAUCAAUUAAAGUGAUGAAGAUUUGAUUGUUUCAUGUUUUGGAAAAGGUAUUCUCCACAUAAUGUUCUGUUAGGACAAGGUUGGUUAGGAUAUUUUAUUGUUUUGUUAGUUUAUUAACUUUUUAGAGACAUUUGGAACUUCUUAUUUUUACAUUUUUACGUAAAAAAGUUUUAAGAAUUUAUAGAAGCAUUUAUUAUAUGUAUAUUAUAAAAUUGUUUACUUUGAUAAAAUAAGUUAUUUGUAA